GGGAGGAGUUUCUAAAGCCGGCGGGAACGGAAGUGUUCCGGCUUUGCGGUGUCUGGGGAACCCGGGUGAGUGGGGGCGGGCCAGCCAAACGGGCCCCCACGAGUGUUUCCUGAGCCCACAGCAGGAUGCAACGCCGCGUGUCCGCUGGCCCCGAGAUGCUGAGUGUGCGUCGUCUACCCACAGCCCUGCCAUGUCCGGCUGCGAGCUGCCGAGGGGCCUGUGCCCAGACAUGUGCCCAGCCGCCGAGCGCGCCCGACGCGAGCGCGAGCGACGCCUGCACCGACUGGAGGUGGAGCCGGGCGGCCGUGGGAGCGCGCCCCGAGCCGACCCGCGGCGAGCCGUGAAGGAGUACAGCCGGCCGGCGGCAGGCAAGCCCCGGCCCCCGCCCAGCCUGCUGCGGCCGCCCCCAGUACUCCUAGCCACCGUGCGCUACCUAGCGGGUGAGGUGGCCGGCCGUGCCGACGCGUCGUGCGCAGAGGUUGCGGGCUUCGUGGUGGACCGCCUGCGCGCUGUGAGGCUUGAUCUGUCGCUGCAGGGCGUGGGUGACGCGGAAGCAGCGGCGGUGCUGGAAGCCGCUCUGGCAACGCUGCUGGCAGUGGUGGCGCGGCUGCGACCCGAAGAGGCGCGCGGAGCCGCGGACCCCGUGCUGCUGCAGACGCAGGUGCAGGAGGGCUUCGGUUCGCUGCGGCGCUGCUACGCACGGGGCAACGCCCCGCACCCUCGCCAGGCCGCUUUCCAGGGCCUCUUUCUGCUUUACAAUUUGGGCUCUGUGGAAGCCCUGCAGGAGGUUCUACAGCUGCCUGCCACCCUUCGUGCCUGCCCGCCCCUUCAAACUGCUCUGGCUGUAGAUGCUGCCUUCCGUGAAGGCAACCACGCCCGGCUGUUUCGUCUGCUUCGCACCCUGCCCUACCUACCAAGCUGUGCAGUGCAGGGACACAUUGGCUACGCCCGCCGCAAAGCCCUGGCCCGUCUGGCCCGUGCCCUGAGCACUCCUAAAGGACAGACCUUGCCUUUGGACUUCAUAGUACACCUUCUGGCCCUGGAUGGACCCCGUGAAGCACAAGACCUGUGUCAGGCCCAUGGACUGACCUUAGAUAAAGAUAGAAUUGUAUUUCUGAGGGGUCACUACUCUGAGGAAGGACUCCCACCCCCUGGUACCUGCCACAUACUAGUGGGAAGCAAGCUGCAGGGACAUACCCUUGAGGAAGUGGUCAUGGCAGGGGAAGACAAGGACUUACACAGACCUAGAUCUCCAGCUUGAGAGGCUUGUCCAAGGACUGGACUGGAACACCUGGCACUCUUUUUUCAUGAUUCCCACAUAAUAAAAGGAACUCAUUUUAUAAGAA
Messenger RNA from Phodopus roborovskii (desert hamster), 1346 nucleotides. It is a transcript of the gene Sac3d1, whose product is annotated as SAC3 domain containing 1. The record is from RefSeq and is a predicted model, not a curated record. NCBI's taxonomy places the organism in Eukaryota, Metazoa, Chordata, Mammalia, Rodentia, Cricetidae. Gene Ontology annotation, cellular component: spindle; nucleus; centrosome. The transcript has 2 exons. Bases 191 to 1261 code for a protein of 356 amino acids. Gene Ontology annotation, biological process: centrosome duplication; spindle assembly.